AUGAAUCUCAGCCACGGCAAGGGAUCCACUUCGAGUUCUCCUCUGAAAGCAGGAGACACCGUCUCCGACCAGUUCCCGGCGGGUCUCCGGGUACUGGUUGUGGAUGAUGACCCCACUUGCCUUAUGAUCCUUGAGAGGAUGCUGCGUGCUUGUCUCUAUGAAGUGACGAAAUGCAAGCGAGCGGAGGUUGCAUUGUCGCUUCUGAGAGAGAACAAAAAUGGGUUUGAUAUCGUUUUAAGUGAUGUGCAUAUGCCAGAUAUGGAUGGAUUUAAGCUUUUGGAGCAUAUUGGGUUGGAGAUGGACCUUCCAGUUAUUAUGAUGUCAGCUGAUGAUGGAAAACAAGUUGUGAUGAAAGGGGUGACACAUGGUGCCUGUGAUUACCUGAUUAAACCUGUUCGGAUUGAGGCUUUGAAGAAUAUAUGGCAGCAUGUGGUUCGGAUGAGAAAGAAUGGUUUGAGAGAUGUGGAGCAAUCUGGUAGCAUGGAAGAAGGAGAUCGGCCUCCAAAGGGAUCAGAUGACGGAAAUUACUCGUCUUCGGUGAAUGAAGCCAAAAGCUCAAAGAAGAGGAGGGAUGAGGACGAGGAAGGAGAUGAGAGGGAUGAUUCCUCCACGUUGAAGAAGCCGCGAGUUGUUUGGUCUGUUGAGCUUCAUCAACAGUUUAUGGCUGUUGUGAAUCAACUUGGAAUUGAUAAGGCUGUUCCUAAAAAGAUUUUGGAAUUGAUGAAUGUUCCUGGGCUUACUAGAGAAAAUGUUGCUAGCCAUCUUCAGAAAUACCGUUUGUAUCUUAGAAGGCUGAGUGGAGUUUCACAGCAGCAGGGUAACUUGAGCAACUCCUUCAUGAGCUCACAAGAAGCAACAUUUGGGGGAACCUCAAUCAAUGGAAUUGAUCUUCAAACCCUUUCAGCUGCUGGCCAGUUCCCAUCACAAAGUCUAGCCAAGUUUCAAGCUGCUGGACUUGGCAGGACAACUGCCAAAGCAGGUAUGCCUAUGUCUCUAUCCGAUCAAAAGAACCUUUUCAGUUUUGAGAACCCAAGAUUAAGAUUUGGAGAAGGGUCACUACAACAUUUAAGCAACAGUAAGCCAAUAAACUUGCUUCACGGAAUUCCAACCAACAUGGAGCCAAAGCAACUUGCCAAUUUGCACCAAUCUACCCAACCCCUUGGUAGCUUGAAUAUGCGAGUCAAUUCUCCUGCCACGCAGAACAACCCCUUGCUGAUGCAGAUGACUCAGUCUCAACCAAGAGGUCAGUUGCUAAGUGAAAAUGCCAGUUCUCAUGUAACCAGGUAUCCGUCAUCUUUGGUGCAGCCUACAGUACCAAAUGGUAUUUCUAGUGGUGUUUUGGGAAAUGCAAUUGCUGGAACCAGCAACAUAACUACUACUUAUAACCCUGUUCAACAAAACUCUUCAUUGUUGAGUUUUCCCAUGAACCAAACCAAUGAAAUGUCUGCCAGUAAUUUCCAUCUUAGAAGCACUCCAGGUAUAACUAGUAUCCCAAAUAAAGGUAUGUUUCAUGAAGAAGGUACCUCUGGUGUUAAAGGAUCUGGUGGAUUUGUUCAAGGUUAUGACAUGUUUAAUGACCUUCACCAUCAGAAGUCCCAUGAUUGGGACUUAACAAACACAGGCAUGACAUAUGAUGCUUCUCAGCAUGCAAAUCCUUUACAAGGUGAAGGCAUGCAUCAGAGUAGUCUCCAAAAUAUUGGUCAACACCACAAUAACCUUCUUCUUGACAAUUCAGUAAGGGUUAAGGCUGAAAGAAUUCCUGAUCCUAGCUGUCAGAUUAAUAACCUCUUCUCUGACCAAUAUGGUCAGGAGGAUCUUGUCAGUGCAUUUCUGAAACAGCAAGAAGGCGUUGGAACAGCUGAAAAUGAGUUUGACUUUGAUGGAUAUUCCUUAGACAACAUUCCAGUUUAGAACAGAUUCUGCCCGUUCUCUUCCUAAUUGCAGUCGCCAAUGCAAAUAGUUGGCGUUCCAUUUGAACCAAAUCGCACUGCAAUUAGUUUGUUUGGAUCUUAGUUUAAAUUUUUCAACAAAUAGAAUUUAAUUGAUGUAAAAAAUUCAGGCUUCAGGGAGUAGUAUGUUAUUAUGAUUUAGUCUGGAUGCUUAAAAGAUGAAUAACAACAAACUUUAAAUGCAUGUGUGCAAAAGGCAUAUUUGCAAUUUUUUGGCUGCUUUCGUUUGCCAAGGUUCUAGCAAGCUUAUGUUGUUAAGGUGUACAUGAAGACACUGGUUUAGGGAAAAACUGUAGAGGGCAAGGCUUUGAUACACCUGCAGACUUGUAGGAGCAUUUUAACUUAAUAACACAUUAUGAAAUAUUUUUUCCCUUGCUCCUUUUU
This is a messenger RNA of Glycine soja, 2333 nucleotides long. RefSeq names its product two-component response regulator ARR2-like. Gene Ontology annotation, biological process: cytokinin-activated signaling pathway; phosphorelay signal transduction system. Lineage: Eukaryota; Viridiplantae; Streptophyta; Magnoliopsida; Fabales; Fabaceae. The transcript is spliced from 7 exons. Bases 1 to 1911 code for a protein of 636 amino acids. Gene Ontology annotation, molecular function: DNA binding; DNA-binding transcription factor activity. The record is from RefSeq and is a predicted model, not a curated record.